Molecule: messenger RNA, 5474 nt
Organism: Oncorhynchus tshawytscha (Chinook salmon)
Lineage: Eukaryota; Metazoa; Chordata; Actinopteri; Salmoniformes; Salmonidae
Gene: grid1b
Product: glutamate receptor, ionotropic, delta 1b
Exons: 17
Coding region: 269-3433 (1054 amino acids)
Biological process (GO): modulation of chemical synaptic transmission; synaptic transmission, glutamatergic; monoatomic ion transport
Cellular component (GO): plasma membrane; postsynaptic membrane
Molecular function (GO): glutamate-gated receptor activity; transmitter-gated monoatomic ion channel activity involved in regulation of postsynaptic membrane potential
Source: RefSeq, a predicted model, not a curated record
UCGCUGGAUAGAGCGAGAGCCACAGAGAGCGCGCCGGAUUCUCAGCCUUACUUACCGAAAAGCCUUUCUGCCCAACCGCCACCUCCCUUUCCCACUAACGUAUUCUCUAUACCCCGGAAACCCUGGACAUUUUUCCUCCCUCCUUAUAGUUUUCUCUUCGGCUUUCAUUCAGUCGCAAUCUGAACAACUGGUUUACGCACUGCUGCUUAUUUUGGAUUGGUCUGACACACGAGGGGCCGUGGAUGAGCUGCUUUAGCCAAAACCGGAGAUGGAAGUGCUGAUAAUAUGUAUUUCCUUUUGGAUAUUGCAAUGCAAUUCAGUGGCAAGCGCGGACUCUAUCAUUCACAUCGGUGCCAUAUUCGAGGAGAACGCAGUGAGGGAUGACGAGGUUUUCCAGCUGGCGAUCUCAGACCUCAGUCUCAACGACGACAUUUUGCAGAGCGAGAAAAUCACACAUUCCAUAAAACUUGUCGAGGUUAACAACCCUUUCCAGGCGGUCCAGGAAGCCUGCGAGUUGAUGACCCAGGGCAUCCUGGCUCUGGUCACCUCUACCGGCUGUGCCUCGGCCAGCGCCCUCCAAUCCCUGACUGACGCAAUGCACAUCCCACACGUGUAUGUCCAGCGCAGUGGCGAGGGCUCGCCACGCACCACCUGCCAGCUCAACCCCAGCCCCGACGGCCAACGCUACACCCUGGCGGCACGCCCGCCCGUCCGUCUCAACGACGUCAUGCUCACCCUGGUCGGCGAGCUGCGCUGGCAGAAGUUCAUCGUCUUCUAUGACAACGAGUAUGAUAUCCGCGGCCUACAGGGUUUCCUGGACCAGACGUCUCGGCAGGGGCUGGACGUAUCUCUACAGAGAGUGGACAGGAACAUCAGUAAGGUCUUCUCGAACCUCUUCAACACCAUGAGGACAGAGGAGCUCAACCGCUACAGGGACACACUGAGACGGGCCAUCCUACUGCUCAGCCCCCGAGGAGCUCAGGUCUUCAUCCAACAGGCUGUUGAAACCAACCUGGCUUCCAAGGACAGUCACUGGGUAUUUGUCAAUGAGGAGAUCAGUGACACUGAGAUCAUGGAGCUGGCCCACAGUGCAUUGGGGCGGAUGACAGUGAUUCGUCAGAUCUUCCCGCUGUGGAGGGACAGCAGCGUGCGCUGCAUGAGGAACAACCACCGCAUCUCCUCCUUACUCUGUGACCCCCAGGAAGGAUACUUACAGUCACUUGAGGUGUCCAACUUGUACCUGUAUGAUAGUGUGCUGGCACUGGCUAACGCCUUCCAGAGGAAAUUGGUGGACAGGAAGUGGCACAGCAUGGCCAGUCUGAACUGCAUCAAGAAGUCCACCAAGCCUUGGAAUGGAGGCUGGUCCAUGCUGGAGAACAUCCAGAUGGGACAUAUCACAGGCCUUACAGGAACGAUGGAUUUCAAAGCGAACGGAUCCAAUUCUCACGUCCAGUUUGAAAUACUGGGCACCAGCUUCAGUGAGACGUUUGGAAAAGACGUGAAAAGGCUGGCUACAUGGGACUCAGUCCAUGGUCUAAAUGGAAGCCUGAAAGAGAGUCGCAUUGAGAACGGCAUGCAAGGAGUGACGGUCAAAGUAGUAACACUACUGGAGGAUCCAUUUGUCAUGGUUGCUGAAAACAUCCUUGGUCAGCCUAAGCGGUACAAAGGAUUCUCCAUCGAUGUGCUCGACGCCUUGGCCAAGAUCCUGGGCUUCAAGUACGAGAUCUACCAGGUGGCGGACAGCAAGUACGGCUCGCAGCUGCCCAACGGCUCCUGGAAUGGAAUGAUCGGCGAGCUCAUAAACAAGAGGGCUGACCUGGCCAUGUCUGCUAUUACUAUCACUCCGGAGCGGGAAAGCGUGGUGGACUUCAGUAAGCGCUACAUGGACUACUCAGUGGGGAUCCUGCUGAAGAAACCGGAGGAGAAGAUCAACAUCUUCUCGCUGUUCGCUCCGUUUGACCUGGCCGUGUGGGGGUGUAUCGCUGCAGCCAUCCCCGUGGUUGGAGUUCUCAUUUUCCUGCUGAGCAGGAUGCAGUCACUGAGGACCCAGAAUCCUCCAGUGCCACACCAGCAGCCCGCCAACCAGGCGUCCAACUCCCUGCACAGUGCUAUCUGGAUAGUCUAUGGAGCCUUUGUACAGCAAGGAGGGGAUAGCGUGGUGAGCUCUGUGGCCCUGAGGAUCGUCAUGGGCAGCUGGUGGCUCUUCACCCUCAUUGUAUGUUCCUCCUACACGGCCAACCUGGCAGCCUACCUCACCGUCUCCCGCAUGGACACCACCGUACGGACAUUCCAGGACCUGUCCAGGCAGAUGGACGUGUCCUACGGCACCGUGAGAGACUCAGCCGUCUACGACUACUUCAAGAACAAGGGGACCAACCCUCUGGAGCAGGACAGCACAUUCGCAGAGCUGUGGAGGACCAUCAGUAAGAACAACGGCCAUGAUUACUCUGUGUCCAGUCCCUCAGAGGGCAUCCGCAAGGCGAAGAAGGGCCCGUAUGCCUUCCUGUGGGACAUGGCUGUGGUGGAGUAUGCCGCGCUGACGGACGAUGACUGCACCAUCACCGUCACAGGAAACAGCAUGAGCAGCAAAGGCUACGGCAUCGCCAUGCAGCAUGGGAGUCCCUACAGAGACCUCUUCUCCCAGAAGAUCCUGGAGCUGCAGGAGAAAGGAGACCUGGACAUCCUGAAGCAGAAGUGGUGGCCUCGUAUGGGCCGCUGCGACCUCAACAGCCAUUCCAACGCCACGCCCGACGGGCGGUCCCUGAAACUACACAGCUUCGCAGGGGUUUUCUGCGUCCUGGCUGCAGGACUGCUGCUGGCCUGCCUGGUUGCUGGCCUGGAGAUGUGGUGGAACAGCAACCGCUGCGGUCAAGAGCAGCCCAAAGAGGUUACUAAGGAUUACAGACUGGCAAGGGUUUCUGGUCCAUUGACAUAUAAUGAGAUUACCACUGCUUCAUCGGAAGGGAGGAAGGACAUUUGGACAGAGAGAGAAAGAGACUGGGAUGAAGCAGAAGCUAUUGACACAGGACAAGGAGGUGAAUCUGGAACAGGUGCAUCGGCGUAUGAACAGUCUUAUGGACGAGGACAUGGCGCACAAGCAGAUCCCCGGCCCGUCUAUCGAGAUCUCUGCGCUGGACAUCGGCAGCAUGCAGCCCAGCCAGCAGCUGGAGUCUGUGCGGGACUACCCGGGCACGGGCCUGUCUGUGAGCGCCUAUCUCCCAGGGGAGGGUCAUGGGGGGGGCCUGGGUCGGACACUAGCUCAGGGCCCUGGCAGCACCCUCCCCCACCACCCCCUCAGCAGCUCCACCAUCCCCUCCAUUCAGUGCAAACACAGAGCUCCCAACGGGGGCCUGUUCCGACAGAGUCCCGCCAAGACGCCCAUGCCAAUGUCAUAUCAGGGAGUUCCCGGAGGACCCAUCCCAGAAGCCAUUGAGUCCACCCACAGUACAUCCAUCUAAUGGUGCCAUCUCAAUGUCACAUGUCCUUCCCCUCACCUGAUAUUCUGGGGGAUUGUUGAAAAAUAUAUGAAGAAAAAAAAUAUGAAAAGUCUACAAACGAGAAAAAUAAGAGAUUUUUAUUACCUGUUGAACAACCAACGUCGUCGAAAGAACAGAAAAUUUUACUUGUAUAUAUUUGUAAAUACUGAGAGAACGAAGUGAAGUAAAAGUGUAUUUUGAAUAUUCUCAAUUUUUGAAGUUGAGUUACAAAUAAAAAAAACAAGAUAAAAAAUGAUAUUAAAAAAACGACUGUUUGAAUGGCUUUGUAAAUUUUGUUCUAUAUGAAUAAUGACGCAAAUUCAUUGUGAUUGUUUUCUAAGUGCCGAAAUAAAAGAUGUCUCUCCACAGUUCAUUCUUAGAUGGCCAUGCACCAUAGAGACAUAAUGUAGAACACCAACUGUUAUGUACCACUGUAACAACAACCAUAUCUAUAGAGCAGUAUCAGAGGAGAAUAUUCCCAAUAGAGGGAUUCAUUUUGUUUGUAAGGCAUAUACAUUUUUCAAGGUGUUUUUGUUUUCCUACUUUAAAGUCUUAGAGAAUCAUUGAUAAAGACUGGAACUGAAGUAAUUGUCCCCUAUGAGUUCUACAUAUUUUUGAAAUGGAAGGUAUUUCAUAGAGCUCAAUUUCAGCCCUAUGUUGUCAAAGACAUAGGGAGAUUUAGUGUCAGUCAGCUCCCAACACCAAACAAAGCUGGUACAAAAGGGUGCCGUGUACAGCGUAACAUCAGUCAAACGUCUCACGUUGCUAAGGCCAGACCUUAGAGUUAGGCUUACGUUAGGAGAAUGUUCAAAGGAAAUGUCUUGACUGAAUCAUGUCCCUGACGAUGUAUACCAUAUGUUUCCUUAGUUGUGUGGGAGGGAUGUUUAAAACAGAAAAAUGUUAUUUUUAACAACAAAAAAAGCUCAUUCGAUAAAUCUGUGUUCAUUUUUUACUGAAGGAUUUAUUGUUGAAAAGUUGUAUACAGUUUGUCUCCUUUCAGAGUAGUUAAGUCAUUUCAACUGCAGAUGGAGAAAAGUAGAUAUAUAAUAUUGUAAUGUCUCAUGUUUAUAAUUUGUAAUGGAGUAAUUAUCACCACGGUAGAUGGAAGAUAAAGGAGUGAUAUAAAAAUUUGAAACUAUUACAGUGUAAUAGCAGUACAGGUGACAUAUCCUACUGUCUAAAUGCUGAUGGAACUCUGUUCAUAAAAUUAACAGAAUUUCCCCAUCGAUUAACCUGUGCACUUUGCAGGGCAGCAGUUCAUAUUACAUUUACAACUAAGGAUGAACUGCGAAACUUUACCAAGACUUUCGUAAGUGCAAUUAAAAUGCAAGUAUGUCCUGCAGUAUAUUUUCUGUUUAUGUCCUUUAGCCUAUCAUACGGAAGAACUCAUUGCCAGGAAGUGAGAUAGUGAAUGUCAGUGGUUACUGUUCAUAUGCACAACACAUUGUGUACCAGGAAUACUGAUACCUGAUCUAUACACAUACCAAUAAAAAGGUUUGUCCUCACCUCUUGGAAAAUGUGACAAAUCACCCCUCAGAGCCAUUGAAGGAAAGCAAAGAACGAGAAAGAAGUGAUGUCAUGAGAAUAAACCGAAAUAUCAUCCCGCAAAAGUGUUUUGCGUCACCCGUUUUCCCGCUCUUGGUUUUCAAACAAAAUUGGAGAGGUUGUAAGCCUGUAUAUGUUGUACAAGUAGAUACUAAUGUGAACCAAAGUGAUCUCAUUUUACACUGUGUUCUGCAUACAACCUGUGCCAAUGAUCCGCUAACAGUGGUGAAAGGGAAGUUCCACACUACUGUAAGGGUUGAGAGUGUUUCACUGCCUUACUGUGUACCCCCGUUACUGUAUCAAUGCCCACGCCACAAGAUUCAAGAAAAAAAUGUUUAAAAAAAAAAGCUCUCAUAUCAUCCAGUCUGUAACAGUACAUCAACGGAGACUCAUUUAAUUUAUGAAUAUGCUGCUUGGAGUUUCUUAAUCUUUAAUAAAGAAAUUUGGUUUACA